Molecule: messenger RNA, 2138 nt
Organism: Phlebotomus papatasi
Lineage: Eukaryota; Metazoa; Arthropoda; Insecta; Diptera; Psychodidae
Gene: sub
Product: kinesin-like protein subito
Exons: 3
Coding region: 137-1933 (598 amino acids)
Biological process (GO): microtubule-based movement
Cellular component (GO): microtubule; kinesin complex; nucleus
Molecular function (GO): microtubule binding; microtubule motor activity; ATP hydrolysis activity
Source: RefSeq, a predicted model, not a curated record
CAUCUGCAGCAAACUUCAUUCAGAUAUAUCAAUUCGCUUUUGUCACCGAAUAAACGGUGUUUUUGUGCUGGAAAGUGAUCGUGAGUGAAUCUGUUAAACUCUUUGUUGAAAAAGUAUCGUGGUUGUGAAUUACAAGAUGUCUAACUCCUUCCUUCAACCUCGUGAUCCGAGCAUCGACAUGUACAAUCGCCCAGUGCCAAUCCGGCUAGAACGCCUGGAGCCACUGCUGCAGGAAAUAGAAGAAGAUGAGCAUGCGGAUUCCGCAAGUUCCAGAGACGCUUCCCAAUAUUCCGACAAUAUUUCUCUGUCUGAAAGCAAAGCAGAUGUCUAUCUGCGUCUGAGGGAUAUAGGGAACAACGAAGUAGCCCACAGAAAAAUGUAUGAGGCCACUUCGACUGGACUGAAAGUCAUGUGCGUGAAGAGUGACGCUUCCGGACGGAACAAAACGCCUUGCACGCAGCUCUAUUCCUUUACCAGGGUGUUUGAAACCACGAAAAAGCAGACAGAUGUGUAUCACACUGCAAUAAAGCAGCAUGUGGAUAAUGAGGAGCAUGCAGUGUUCCUUACCUACGGAACUUCUGGAUCCGGGAAGACUUACACGCUGCUCGGAAACAAAAACAAUCCGGGAGUUAUUCCUCGGGCUGUUGAGCAGAUUUUCACAAAGUAUAAAGAUCAAUUAGCUGCUCAGCCCACUAUAAAAUUUUCCAAUGGGCUUUUUGAAUUGCUGGAUGAUGAUAAGGCUAUCCAGGAGGAGAUCAUUCGGCGGAAGAUUUUAGAUUCUCCAGAUGCCACGAACGGUUUAUAUGAUUAUGAAGAAAUGGCCGCUGUGAUCAAUCGUGAGGAAUCUUUUACAGCUGAAGAAAGUAACGGAGAAUUGUCUUUCAUUUGGGUGUCCUUCAUGGAGAUCUACAAUGAGAAAGUUUACGAUCUCCUCAAUAUUUCUCCUCUGGACACGGCAAAGCGUCAAGAAUUGAAAAUUAUCUCAAACAAGGGCUUUCCCUAUGCCAAGAAUCUCACUCAUAUUUAUGCCAAAAGCAGUGAAGAUGUCAUAAAAAUUCUUAACUAUGGAAUAAACAAAAUCAGUUACGGAUCCACAAUGAUUAAUGCCAGAUCAAGCAGAUCUCACAGUGUUUUCAGUGUUUUGGUUAUUAAAUUCUCCAAGCCAAACAAUUACAGUUGCGUUUCGUACAGAUUUGGCGAUUUGGCUGGAUCUGAGAGGCUUAAGAAGACUGAAAAUGUGGGAAAUCGCCUGAGGGAAGCACAGAAUAUCAAUAAAUCUCUCAUGUGUUUGAGGAAGUGCCUUAGUGUCCUGCAGGAGAAUCGUCAGAAGAAACUGAACAAUAUUGUGCCAUUUCGUGAUUCCAAGCUCACACUUCUCAUUCAAACGGCUCUGCUGGGCAAGGAGAAUCUUGUUCUCAUUGUCAAUCUUUAUCCCAUUGAGGCAUACUACGAGGAGAAUCUCACAGUGCUGGAUUUUGCUUCUAUUGCGAGAGAAAUGGUGAAGAGUCCAAUAAAGAAGGUUAAAGUCCGGUAUUCUUUCCUCAUGGCUCAACAAGGUGGAAGUCCUGAGAUUUAUGAACUGCUCCUCGAUGAGAAUUACAAGCUAAAGAUGGAAGUUAGCGUUAAGAAUGAAGAAAGCAAACUUCUGUUUGAAGAAAACUGCGCGUUGAGGGAAGAAAAUGAUCAGCUCAAGGAGCAACUGUCAUACCUGAGAAACUACAUGACUGAAAAUGAGAUUGCCAUUCGCAGUCAAUUGCUGAAUAAGCAUGAGCAUUUCAUGGAGCGGCAACGAGUGAUGCAGGAAAAGAUUCACCAGAAUGAACUCGAAGGUCUGAGGAGGCAGCAUGCCAGGGAAAUUAAAAAGUUGCAGGAUCAGAUAGAUAUGCUGACGAUUGAGGAAGUCGAUAGCAGCAGUGAAGAUGAGAGGAGGUAAUUUAAAUAGCAUUUUUUUUAUUGUUUCACAAGAAAAAAAAUUUACAUACACAUGAGCAAUGUCUUUUAGUUCAAAAAAAGAAAAAGAUAGUCAAAAAAUUCAGGCUGUGGAGAAUUUUUUUUCUUUGUAAAAUUUGAGGAUAUUUUUUUUGGUAUUUAGUUGCAAACACUGAGACAUCCAUUAAAAAUAAAUAAGGUUGAUUGCA